Molecule: messenger RNA, 1458 nt
Organism: Hevea brasiliensis (rubber tree)
Lineage: Eukaryota; Viridiplantae; Streptophyta; Magnoliopsida; Malpighiales; Euphorbiaceae
Exons: 4
Coding region: 236-1027 (263 amino acids)
Source: RefSeq, a predicted model, not a curated record
CCUCUCUCUCUCUCUCUCUCUCUCAAAUAAGAUGAGAAAGAGAGAGAGAAUGGCUCCAAAUACAAAAACAACAAACAAACAAACAAACAAAAAAAGGAGAGGGAGAAGUGCCCCAAAAGCAAAGAAGGUGAAAAUUGGCCUCUCCUCCUCUCGCUUUCUCUAGCCCUUGCUCUUUCACCAACCAAAGCCAAGAGAAAGGAAACGAAAACAAAGGGAAAGAGAAGAAUUGUGAAAGAUGAGGACAGGAAGCACAGGAAGAGGAGGAGAAAUACGGGAGGGAAAUGAUGCCACUGUAAUUGUGGGAUCUGGGUUUCCUUUAAGCUUUUGGGAGGUAACGGUGGCUACAACUGUCGUCUUGGGAUUCGUUCUUGGUCUUUUGGGGGUUUAUCUUACCAUGCCCUCUUCCGAUUACAGCUUCCUCAAGCUGCCUCGUACUCUUGAAGAUCUACAAAUCCUCAGAGAUCACCUUGAGAGCUACACAAGUGACUACACUGCACAGGUCCUGGUAGGGUACUGUGUGGUCUACAUUUUCAUGCAAACGUUUAUGAUUCCUGGGACUGUUUUUAUGUCAUUGCUUGCUGGAGCUCUUUUUGGAGUAUUCAAAGGCGUGGCUUUGGUGGUGUUCACUGCUACUGCUGGUGCUUCUUCAUGCUAUUUCCUUUCAAAACUGAUUGGACGACCUCUUGUAUUCUCUCUAUGGCCUGACAAGCUCAGCUUCUUCCAAGAGCAGGUAGCUAGAAGAAGAGAAAGCUUGUUGAACUACAUGCUUUUCUUGAGGCUAACCCCAACUCUGCCAAAUACAUUCAUAAAUGUUGCUUCACCAAUAGUAGAUGUGCCGUAUCAUAUUUUUUUCCUGGCAACCUUUAUCGGACUCAUUCCUGCUGCUUAUGUCACUGUCAAGGCUGGAAUAGCUCUCGGAGAAUUGGAAUCACUGGGGGAUCUUUACGACUUCAACUCCAUUGCCACUUUAUUUCUCAUUGGGGUUGUCUCUAUCACCCCUACAUUGAUGAGCAAGAGUAAAUCAUAGCUUUAUACUUGAAGAACUUGCUGCUUGUACAUGGGCCUUCUUUAUCCUGGCAGCUGUCUAGGUGCCAAUUCAUCUCUGUGCAGAUAAGCCUCAGAUAAAAUGCAAUAUGCAGUUGUGUUAUUGUUCGUGGAUGCAACUGCUGAUGCUUCAGACAAUGAUGCUGAUCUAAGAAAGGUGCUUUGGUUAUUUGCAAGUUAUUUUUUGUGGGUUAUGUUCAAUGCUUAGGGUUGUUGGAAUGGAAGUAAGAUGGGGAGGCAAAUUGUAUAAUUUUAGUUAGUGACUAGGUCUACGGUGUCAAUGAUAUGUAUGUAUAUCAGUGUUUCAAGGCAAUUUUGUAACAAGUGAUGUGAUGUUUCCAGUGUUUAACUGGUUAUUCAGGGUUAUACAUUUGCAUCUAUUAUCCAAAUCAAUAUGUUGUGUUGUGUUUUAAA